GAUAGAUCUACAUUGCUCAGCUAUCUUGCCAACAUCCUUCGAGACAGAUUUCAGCAGCAGGGCUUCCUAUCUGAUCUGGAUGAGUUACAUCUUGCACUGGCCCUUUGUUCACCUGGCAAUUCUUUUCAAUCGGAGUCCCUGAACCUUGCUAUGAGCCUGCAAACCAGAUUCGAGCAACGGGGCAACCUGCCUGACCUGGAUGAGACCAUCGAGCUCUGUCGGGCUGCACUCUUUCUUUGUCCC
Molecule: messenger RNA, 243 nt
Organism: Suillus subaureus
Lineage: Eukaryota; Fungi; Basidiomycota; Agaricomycetes; Boletales; Suillaceae
Exons: 2
Source: RefSeq, a predicted model, not a curated record